AUGACCCGAACCCUCAUCAAUUUCUCCUCCCCCUCUCACCCACUGCAACUGAACUUCUUCCCCAGUCCUGAUAUCCACAUCGCCGUCCUAUCCUACCACUCAUUCCGCCCACCGUCCAACCCAUCUUUGAUCCUCCGUGUCCCCUGUCGUUUGCUUCAUCACGUUGUCAUACCUGGUGACAUGGAUUAUCAAUCUACCAGACUUGAAGAUCCGAACUGGUCCUUGAUUUGUGGGCCAUCGCAUGCGUCACCUAAAUUAUCGGUCGAGAUAAGGGCAUCUUUGGAAUUCGGUGGAAUGCUGGGCAAUGGAGAACUCAUUGGACAGCUUGAAAUGUCUUGGGUUGAACCGCUCGGUCAUGGAGAUGAGCCUUUGGAACUGUCCUUCCCACUCGUUUAUGGUGUUCACCCAUCUCUCACGCUGAAGGCCGCUUUAGUGAAUGUUGGUGGAAACAACGACGGUGAACUGUUGACUUCCAUCAUUGACUGCGAGAUCGCUCGAGAAACGGAUGCGGGUCACACAAGAUUUGCAGCACACGUGACUAGCAAGCCGGUCUCUGACCUGAAUGAUGCCGUGGAACAUGUUGCGUUGGUUUUAGAGCGGUGGCCGGUCGGCCACCCUGACCAACCUCGCGUGCGCACGCUUUCAAGGGGCCACCCUGAUUAUCCAUCAUCUCUGUACCAUCUCCUUAAAGCAUUGAUCUGGCGCUACAGCAAGGAGCCUGCCGCUAUCGACCUCCGUGAAUCUGCUCAAAUCUCCCUCGAGCUACUACCUAUCUGCCCAGAGGGCACAUAUCUUCGGACCAUCGUGGCAGGGGCAAGUGCUGUUUCUCUGUGUCCCGAGGGACAUCCUGAUCGUGGUGUCUACUUGAAUAACUUGGCUGUCUCACUCCGCUACUACCGCUUCCGUCACCAGGACAAAUCUGAUGACCUCGACGAGGCCGUCUCUCUGUACGAAGAAGCACUGUGCCUGAGCCCUGUUGGGCAUAAAUCUCGGGAUCUACAAUGGGGCGCCCUCCUCGACCGUUUCAAGCAACGCGGUGAGGUAGAAUACAUCAACACAGCUACCAGCCUCCGUCACGAGGCACUGACAUUGCGCCCACCUGGGCAUCAAGAACGUGAUACCACACUUUCCUAG
Messenger RNA from Suillus paluster, 1134 nucleotides. RefSeq lists its product as uncharacterized. The coding region runs from base 1 to 1134 and encodes 377 amino acids. The transcript is spliced from 6 exons. Lineage: Eukaryota; Fungi; Basidiomycota; Agaricomycetes; Boletales; Suillaceae. The record is from RefSeq and is a predicted model, not a curated record.